This is a messenger RNA of Diaporthe citri, 1059 nucleotides long. RefSeq lists its product as uncharacterized. Gene Ontology annotation, biological process: DNA replication, removal of RNA primer; mismatch repair. Gene Ontology annotation, cellular component: ribonuclease H2 complex. Gene Ontology annotation, molecular function: RNA-DNA hybrid ribonuclease activity; RNA binding. NCBI's taxonomy places the organism in Eukaryota, Fungi, Ascomycota, Sordariomycetes, Diaporthales, Diaporthaceae. The coding region runs from base 1 to 1059 and encodes 352 amino acids. The record is from RefSeq and is a predicted model, not a curated record. The transcript has a single exon.
AUGGAGGACACGCAAAUGACCGAGGCCGACACGGCGCUCGAGACGCCAGCCUCGGACGUCUUCAUCCCGCCCUCGAUCCACGACGGCCCGCUCCUCGCCGGCGAGAGCUACUCGCACUUCUCGCCCGUGCCGCCCGCCCUCGCAUCCCCGUCCUCGGAGCCCGGCGACGGCCCAGCUUGCUGCCUAGGUGUCGACGAGGCCGGGCGCGGGCCCGUGCUGGGCCCCAUGGUCUACGGCGUCUUCUACCUGCCGCUCGAGCUGUCCGACCCGCUGCUGCGCGCGGAGCACCACUUCGACGACUCCAAGGUGCUAACCCCCGCCGUGCGCUCCGCCCUGAUGGAGAAGCUGUGCACGCCCUCGGCCUCGGGCUCCGACGGCGCAAGCGACAACGCGCUGCACUCCCGCUGCGGCUGGGCGACCACGUCCCUGUCCGCCCGCGACAUCUCCGCCAACAUGCUCCGGCCCUCGGCCGCGUACAACCUCAACGCCCAGGCCAUGGACGCCACCGUCGCGCUGAUCCAGGGCGUGCUCGCCCGCGGCGUCAACGUCAGGGAGAUCUACGUCGACACCAUCGGCCAGCCCGCCGCCUACCAGAAGAGGCUCGAGCGCAUCUUCCCCGCCAUCAACAUCACCGUCGCCAAGAAGGCCGACUCCCUCUACCCCUGCGUGUCCGCCGCCAGCGUCUGCGCAAAGGUGACGAGGGACGCCGCCCUCGAGGUCCUGUACAGGCGCCACGCCGGCCGCGGGGACGGGGAGCAGGCCGAGGCGGCCGGGAUGGCGUGGGGCUCCGGCUACCCUUCUGACGGGAGGUGCGUCGGCUGGAUGAGGUCCAACAUGCACCCCGUGUUCGGGUGGGGCCCCGAGUGCAGGUUCAGCUGGGGCACGGCGAAGGACAUGAUCGAGGCCAAGGGGGCCGGUAUCAAGGUUGAGUGGCCCGUCGAGGACGACGGCGAGACGGCCAGGUUGACCGACUUUUUCGUGGCGAGCGAGGGCCGGGACAAGGACGCGGAUGAGCUGGGCGCAUGGUUCGGGACACCUGCUGGGCUAGAAGCUUUUUAG